GCUAUGCAGAAUUAAAAAUUCUUUUCCAGAAUCGAAGUAGACAUGAAAUAAGUGUUUGGAAUGGUCGACUUAACCUCAAAAAAUGGACAAGUGAAAAAAUUACACAUAUAUAUCAUUUUUUAAUUUUUUCUGUUCUUAAGCUUUAAAAAAAUCGACCGUUCCACACCUUUAUUUUAUCUACUUUAAUCUUGGCGAACCUUCAAUUCUGUAUAGCUUAUUCGGAGAUUUCGGAGAAUCUCCUAACCUUUAAUGCCGGGAGGAUUUAUCUGGCGCUAUAUAAUCUUGCGAGAAGUGCAUACCCUCGUACGCUGAUUUCCUGAUUUGGUUGAUUCCCAUCCAGGGAUCACGACCAGUUUUUGUACAAAUACACUGCUUAUUAAAGCCUGGUUGCUUAUUAAAGCCUGAUAUCAAGACCGCCUCCAGUACACGGAGACACGGACAUAUAUACCAACUAACAAGAAGAGGUGCUUGUUACUGACUGAGCGAAAUAUGGCAGGAGCUUUGGAAUCUAUGGUGGUGGACGAGAAACAGCUUCCCGAGAAGCCGGUAGAUAGAGAGAAGGUAAAUAUGACAUGUCCACUUCUACUGCGAGUGUUCUGCAACACCGGACGUCAUCAUAAUAUAAUGGAGUACAGCAGGGGAAACGUUCCUUCAAACGAAUUGCAGAUAUAUACAUGGAUGGAUGCAACUUUGCGGGAAAUCACAGGCUUGGUUAAGGAAGUGAACCCGGACGCUCGCAGCAAGGGAACGUACUUCGACUUUUCAUUAGUGACUCCCGAGCUACGCAAUUCCGGUUAUCGCAUGCGUGAAAUUGGUGUUACGUGUUCCGGACAGAAAGGCGCGGAUGAUAACAAAACGCUCGCACAAGCAAGAUUCACAAUAGGAGAUUAUCUGGAUAUAUCGAUAACGCCGCCGAACAGGAUGAUGCAACCAGCAGCUAGACGUGGUGGUUUACGUCAAUAUUAAUAUAACAACCUUAGUAUUUAAGUUAUGACAAGAACAAUAUGUCUUUUAUAAGUGAAAUGCAUAUGCUAUGGCAAAAAGACUUCCCAAACUUUGUGCUUAUAAGUGAUUAAGAUAAAAUUAUAUUUCACGUACGAGGAAUUUUACAUAUAAAUAUAUUGAGCAUAGCGGAA
Wasmannia auropunctata (little fire ant) is the source of this 1136-nucleotide messenger RNA. It is a transcript of the gene Bin1, whose product is annotated as histone deacetylase complex subunit SAP18. NCBI's taxonomy places the organism in Eukaryota, Metazoa, Arthropoda, Insecta, Hymenoptera, Formicidae. Gene Ontology annotation, molecular function: transcription corepressor activity; transcription factor binding. The coding region runs from base 490 to 966 and encodes 158 amino acids. The transcript has 5 exons. Gene Ontology annotation, cellular component: nucleus. Gene Ontology annotation, biological process: negative regulation of DNA-templated transcription. The record is from RefSeq and is a predicted model, not a curated record.